Verticillium alfalfae VaMs.102 is the source of this 1635-nucleotide messenger RNA. RefSeq names its product PAN1. The record is from RefSeq and is a predicted model, not a curated record. Gene Ontology annotation, biological process: actin cortical patch assembly; endocytosis; endosomal transport. Bases 1 to 1635 code for a protein of 544 amino acids. Lineage: Eukaryota; Fungi; Ascomycota; Sordariomycetes; Glomerellales; Plectosphaerellaceae. Gene Ontology annotation, molecular function: calcium ion binding; protein binding. The transcript has a single exon. Gene Ontology annotation, cellular component: actin cortical patch; plasma membrane; mating projection tip.
AUGACUGGUUUCCCUGGCCAGCAGCAGCCCCAGCAAACCGGCUUUCUCGGACAGCAGCAGCCUCAGCAGAUGGGAUUCCUCGGCCAACAGGGCCUCCAGGCCCAGCAGACCGGCUUCCCCGGCAUGCAGAGCCAAGCGACCGGCUACAACGGUCCACGCCCUCCGAUGCCCCCUAUGCCCACUGGCUUCGGCGCGGGAGGCCCGGGUGGCAUGGCCCCAUUGAACGCGCAACCCACCGGUCGCCCCGGCCAGUGGGGCUUGGUGAACGCCCCGGCCACUGGCCUUCCCAACAUUGAUGCGCUGCAAGCUCAGAUGAUGCCGCAGCAGGGCCGCGAGCAGCAGAACUUCACCACUGCUGGCCUCCAGGGCAAUGCUGUCAUCCCCUGGGCCAUUACCAAGGAGGAGAAACAGCGUUACGAUUCCCUGUUCAAGGCCUGGGAUGGCCUCAGCAAGGGCUUCAUUGCCGGUGCGCAAGCCAUUGAGAUCUUUGGCCAGAGUGGUCUUGAGAAGCCUGACCUGGAACGCGUCUGGACGCUCUCUGAUAACGGCAACAAGGGCCGUCUCGACCUCGACGAAUUUGCCGUUGCCAUGCAUCUGAUCUACCGCAAGCUGAAUGGCUACCCUCUGCCUAACUCGCUGCCGUCAGAGCUCGUCCCCCCUUCUACGAGGAACUUCAACGCAUCCAUCGGCACCAUCAAGAACAUGCUCAGCGAAGAGUCCAACUACCGCAACAAGUCUGGCGCCGCUCUUCUGCCCCAGAAGACGGGCGUCAGUUACAUGAAGAGCCACUCUUUGAAGGGUAACAAUUUUGGUGGCGCCGGACGCAAGGAUGCCACCGUCUUUAAGAACAACGAUGACGACGUUGGCUACAAGUCUAGUGCGCGCCGCCGCCUCGGUAAUUCCUCCCCUCGACCUGACUCGCCUUCAUCUGUUGCGUCGUCGAACGAUGAUCUCAAUUCCGAACAGCUGAAGAAGAAGAUCAGGGAGAAGCAGGUCCUCCUUGACGCCAUGGACUUCAACGACGAGAAGAGCCUCGAGGAAGACGACAUGCUGGACAGGCGCGACCGACGCGAGGCCGAGGAGUUGUACCGUCGCAUCCGCCGCACCCAGGAUGACAUUGAUUCUCACCCUGAUGCGGCCCUCGCGACUGGCGAUUCCGACGCCGAGCGCCGCUCUCUCAAGCGCCAGCUCCAGAACCUCACAGACAAGAUUCCCCAGCUCGCCUCCCAGGUGCGCCAGACCGAGAAGGCCAUUCACGAUGCGCGCUUGGAGCUGUUCCGCCUCAGGGACGCCAAGGCACACCCCAGCAGCGCCUCUACGAUUGUUGGCACCGGUCCCGGUGGUGUCGUGACCGAGUCUGACAGGCUCAAGGCCAGGGCAAAGGCCAUGAUGCAGCAACGCACUGCUGCCCUCACAGGCCGCAAGAUCGACACUGCCGUCGACGACACGGACGGACCCAAGCGCCUCGAGGAGGAGAGCAUCAAGGUACGGACAGAGAAAGAAAACAACGAGCGCAUGGUCAAAGACGUGGAAGACUCGGUGCGCGAGUUCUCUCGUGGCAUCGAGGACAGCCUGAAGGACGGUGCUACUAGCUCCACCAACGAGCACGAGAAGAGGCGCUGGAGGACGCUCUAG